Periophthalmus magnuspinnatus is the source of this 1947-nucleotide messenger RNA. It is a transcript of the gene mgrn1b, whose product is annotated as mahogunin, ring finger 1b. Gene Ontology annotation, biological process: negative regulation of G protein-coupled receptor signaling pathway; endosome to lysosome transport; protein ubiquitination. The record is from RefSeq and is a predicted model, not a curated record. Gene Ontology annotation, molecular function: ubiquitin protein ligase activity. Lineage: Eukaryota; Metazoa; Chordata; Actinopteri; Gobiiformes; Gobiidae. Gene Ontology annotation, cellular component: plasma membrane; early endosome; cytoplasm.
ACAGAGCACUGGGCAAAACAACAGCUCCCGUAUUAGCGUUUAGCAUUAGCCUUCGCUGCGUAGUGAGGUAGUGUCCGAUGAACGAAACGAUAUCAUGUUAAAAUAGCUAACUUGGAUAUAUUUGGGUAACAAUACACUAGUUCUGGUGUUUAUUGCCACGCCCGGGAUCGUGGUGACAGGAGUUGCCUUGUCGUUUUUCACCGCAGAGCUUCAGGCUAACUAAAGCUAACAUUUUCAGAUCCAACCUCAGACAUGGGGUCCAUAUUAAGCCGUAGAAUCGCUGGUGUUGAGGAUAUCGACAUCCAGGCCAACUCAGUUUAUCGAUUCCCACCUAAAUCUGGGAAUUAUUUCGCAAGCCAUUUCUUCAUGGGGGGAGAGAAAUUUGACACACCCCAUCCAGAAGGGUAUCUUUUUGGUGAAAACAUGGACCUAAACUUUCUUGGCAAUCGGCCAGUGCAGUUUCCAUACGUAACACCUGCUCCCCAUGAGCCUGUGAAAACCCUACGGAGCUUGGUAAACAUUAGAAAGGACUCCUUACGCUUGGUCAGGUAUAAAGAUGACUCUGAUACACCAGUGGAAGAAGGAGGGAAGCCCAAAGUUCAGUACGGAGUAGAGUUCACCUUUGAUGCUGAUGCACGCGUUGCCAUCACUCUGUAUUGCCAAGCCUUUGAAGAAUUCUCCAAUGGGAUGGCAGUGUACAGUCCCAAGGACCCAUCUAUGGUUUCUGAAACAGUGCACUACAAAAGAGGUGUGAGCCAACAGUUCUCGAUGCCGUCAUUUAAAAUAGACUUCAGUGAGUGGAAAGAGGAAGAUCUGAACUUUGACCUGGAUCGUGGAGUGUUUCCCAUGGUGAUCCAAGCUGUGGUUGACGAAGGAGACGAUUGUUUGGGGCAUGCUCAUGUGCUACUGGCAGCUUUUGAACGACACGUUGAUGGCAGCUUCUCUGUCAAGCCUCUGAAACAGAAGCAAAUUGUAAAGUGGGACCGUGUGAGCUAUCUUUUACAAGAAAUCUAUGGGAUUGAGAAUAAAAACAACCAGAAACCAAGGCCUUCAGAUGAUGAAAACAGUGACAACAGUAAUGAGUGCGUUGUAUGUUUGUCUGACCUGAGAGACACUCUGAUAUUACCGUGUCGACAUUUGUGUCUCUGUAACUCGUGUGCUGACACCUUGAUACCAGGCAACAACUGUCCCAUCUGCAGACUGCCUUUCAGAGCGCUGCUGCAGAUUAGAGCUGUGAGGAAAAAACCUGGUGCUCUGUCCCCUGUGUCCUUCAGUCCUGUUCUUGCCCAAACAAUGGACCAUGACGAACACUCAAGCUCAGACUCUGUGCCUCCUGGAUUCGAGCCCAUUUCUUUGCUGGAGGCUCUGAAUGGGCUGAGGUCUGUGUCCCCUGCAAUCCCAUCAGCCCCUCUUUAUGAUGAGAUCAACUUUUCUGGCGGCAUGGGAGGAGACAGAGGGCAGCUGAGCUCUCCAGAGCAUUUGAGCGACAGCAGCCUGCAAAAGAGCAAAGUCAGCAAGUCUCCUGACAGCACCCUGAGGUCUCCCUCCUCACCCAUCCAGGAGGAGGAUGAGGAGAAGCUAUCAGAGAUGUCAGAUGCCCAGCCACAUACUCAUCUCUCCAGCAGCCCAGCACCCACAGAUAAUACUGCUACAGAGGAUGUGGCCGAGUCCUUGUCUCCAGAUGAUGACGACAGACUGGCCGCGGGGGGAGACAUCCUUCAGGACUGCAGCAGUGAGCACAGCAGCUUGACCAAAACAGAGAGUGACCCUCAGGACCUCUCUCUCCCAGCUCUAGGUCCUGACUCAUGUUCCAUUGGUAUGGACGAGUAACUGGGUCAUCGGAGUCAACUGAAAGCCUGAAGAGUCAGAGCACUAACUGCUCCAGCCAGCCUCUAUUGUGUCCCACGAGUAACUAUCGUUUGGAGGACGAGCACCUCGACCCCUGAG